AUCUAUCACACACACGUACACACACAAGUCAAACACACACACACACACACACACACACGUACACACAUUGCCAGUGUGGAGGGCUGGCUCCUGCCACCAUCACGUGUCGUAGCCGCCGUAUAUAGAAGAGACUGGGCGGCUCGGGGGCAAAAGAUUGGUGUGUGUGUCCCGGCUUCAGCGGAGAGACGCAGCGCUUCUCUUCCUUCCUUCCUUCCUUCCCUCCCUCCCCCAUGCAGACAGCCCCAUCCCGCUAAAGAUUGCAGCACUUUCAGCACCGCUCCUGGACUCGGGACGAUUGCGCGCGUUGUGUCAGUCAACAUGUCGGAUCAAGCCUUUGUAACAUUAGCAACCAAUGACCUAUAUGGAAAAGGAGCCUUGGUAUUGGGAAGUUCAUUGCGAAACCACAAAACUACAAGGCAGCAGGUGGUUCUUGUUAGUCCCCAAGUAUCUAACAAUAUGAGAGCGCAGCUGGGAAGAAUCUUUGAUGAGGUUAUUUUAGUGGAUGUGCUGGACAGCAAGGAUUCAGCUCACUUGGCCUUGAUCAAGAGACCUGAGCUCGGCGUGACAUUUACGAAGCUACACUGCUGGGCUCUCACAAACUAUUCCAAAUGUAUAUUCAUGGAUGCAGACACAUUGGUAUUAUGUAACAUCGAUGAACUCUUUGAAAGGGAAGAACUAUCUGCGGCGCCGGACCCUGGUUGGCCGGAUUGCUUCAAUACGGGAGUGUUUGUUUACCGCCCUUCCAUCGAAACCUACAAUGAACUUUUACAGUUUUCUACAGAAAAGGGCAGCUUUGACGGAGGGGACCAGGGUUUACUGAACAGCUUCUUCAGCAACUGGGCAACAGCGGACAUCAGCAAACACCUGCCUUUUAUUUACAAUCUCAGCAGUGUGGCAGUCUAUUCCUACCUUCCUGCUUUCAAACAGUGGAAUCCUAGCUAUGGUGCUGAUGCCAAGGUGGUCCACUUUCUUGGCAACGUCAAACCAUGGAACUGCUCCUAUAACCCGAAGACAAGAUGUGUGAUGAGGGAUAGUAAUGAUUAUUCCUCUGCUGUUCACCCUGAAUUCCUCAAUAUGUGGUGGGACACCUUCACGACAUCUGUCUCGCCACUGUUUACAGAGCAGGAUAUCCCAAAGGAGACUAGUUCUGACAAGCAAGAGGAGGAAAAGUUGAGUGAGGCUGUUUCACAGCUUUCAUUCACCCCACCGGCUCCAGUGGUGUCCUCAGAGGAGCGCAGGAAAAAGUGGGAACAGGGUCAAGCUGAUUACAUGGGAGUAGAUUCUUUCCAGAACAUCCAAAAGAAACUGGAUGCUUACUUGAACUAAAGGCAGGUGGCCGAACUCCCCAUGUGGCAGUCCAGCAAGAACUGAACACAGAAGGCCACAGCAUCUAGGCUGGAGUUCAGUGCAUGGCUGGUUUGUACUUAACCUGUUAGUGGCAUGGUUUGAAAUGGGUGUCGCCAUCUGGCUGUCACCUCAAUGAUGAACAUCUGUAGUAAGAAUGUGGCAAAAGCCCAUGAACAUCGUCUUUCAAACACCUGAAGCAAAUCUCUUCCCAGUAUUGAAUAUUUUGCACAUGGACACACUGCCUACUGCUGUAAUGCUCUUCCAGAAGGCUUUUUGCUUAACUUAGUAAAACAGACUUAAUUAACUUUUUGAACCAUGUUGUAGACACUGAGUUUAACAGUGCUCGCGGUACUUUACAGAUGUUUGAAGUAGCUUCACAUGCAUGAGGAGCAAUAACUACUAACCUCCCUCCCCUUCCCCGCCCAUCAGCUUUACAAAGAAAAUACUUUACCCUGUUUCCACUGGGACAAGAAGUAAUUUCUAUCUUUGAGACUUAAUGAUAUGAAAAAACCCAAUAGAGAUGGGAUGUCUGUGCACUGUACAUAACCAGUACCUUGCAAGAUUGUUACAUAGAACUGAAGACUUUCUCCACCUACUGUGGUAUUUGUGUUGUGAUUAACCUGCUGAACAUCAAUUUCUAUGUGUCUCAUAGCACUUUACCCACAAAAUAAACUUACUGGUUUGAAA
Molecule: messenger RNA, 2034 nt
Organism: Carcharodon carcharias (great white shark)
Lineage: Eukaryota; Metazoa; Chordata; Chondrichthyes; Lamniformes; Lamnidae
Product: glycogenin-1-like
Exons: 7
Coding region: 319-1326 (335 amino acids)
Cellular component (GO): cytoplasm
Molecular function (GO): glycosyltransferase activity
Source: RefSeq, a predicted model, not a curated record